AUGUCACGCGAGGAAGGAUGUGGGCUUUUGGCCGACCUGGCUUUGGCCUAUUAUGUCGAAGGAUCACUGGAAGAGAUGGACCGACUAAAAAUAAUCGUUGUACUGAACACCGACAUCCCUCCCAACGUCUCCCAGCUGCAAAGCUUGAGGGCGCUCAGUAAACAGUUGACCGUUACUGGUCCUAACGCAAUGUUGACAAAGUUAAUAAUAUUUAUCGCGGCUGCGGUAGCUUUGGCUUCCGCUGCGAUUCAGUUGAAUUCCAACAGGCCACUGCUUUUUGGAACCCAACGAAUCAUUCCUCAGGCACCUGCUAAUGGGGUGGAUAGUGUUGCGGAAUGGAAUGAAUUUCCGGCGCGUCAAAGCUAUUCGUUUGCGCAAGAUCAGGAAGAAUUUUCGAUUCGAUAUGUUUCGAAUGAUCAGUACUACGUGCCGGGUGGGCCUAUCUUUAUAUUCCUUGGAGGACCAUGGCCACUAGAGGAACAUUUUGUCGAGCAAGGACACUUUGUUGACAUAGCUGCAAGUAUGAGAGCUUUCCUAGUGGCAAACGAAUUGCGCUAUUAUGGAGAAAGUAUUCCAACAGAAGAUGCUUCUGGAGAAAAUCUGCGCUUCUUGAGCAUGGAUCAAAUUCUGCCAGAUAUUGCCAGCCUCAUCACUCAUAUAAAAUAUGACGUUGUUCGAAAUCCCGGAGCCAGAGUUAUUCUCGCCGGUGUUGGAUUUGCCGGUUCUAUCGCCAUCUGGACGCGCAAGCGUUAUCCACAUCUAGUGCAGGGCGUCUGGUCCGCCGGUGGCAUGGUUGAGGCCAGUGAAAAUUUCGGAAUUUUUUCCAUCGAAGUUGGUGAAAAUAUACGUCGUUUCGGAGGUGACGACUGUUACAAUGCUAUUUGGCAAGGUUUCGGCGUUGCCGAGAAUCUUAUUGACGCUGGUCUUUCGUCCACUGUUGAUCGACUAUUCAACGUGUGCACUCCGAUUGUGGCAGAUGAUGCACUAGAUGUUUCAGCCUUCUUUAAUGGAAUCUUCAAUGAAAUCUCGAUGCAGGCAGUCAAUGUAAAUCUUCUUGAAAACAUUCAGAAUAUGUGCCAAACGCUGACGGAUCCUGAUCAGCCCAACGGAAUUACUGCUCUGUCUGAAUGGUUGACCAGUAGUUUCCCAGAAGCCGAAUGCCUUACCAUGGAUUUUGAAAGCAUCUUGAAUGCUUACCAAGCGACUAACUGGGAAGAUGAAAUGCUUCGUAACGGUGAGCGCCAGUGGCUUUUCCAAAGAUGUACAACGCUUGGAUGGCCUCUAACCGGUGGCUCUCCAUACCAACCGUUCGGCACUCGAAUCACGCCCGAUUUAUUCCUACAGCUCUGUGAGCGUCUAUUUGGUGACUGGCUUUCCCCCGAACUGUUUAGGUCACUAAUAAGGGACACCAAUGUUUUCUUCGGAGGCAGCCGCCCAGAGGUGCAACGCAUCGUGAACACGUAUGGUUCGUUAGACCCAUGGCGUUAUGCCGGUGUCAGAUACGCUUACGGAGAUGCGUACAUCAGGGUCAUUCAGAAUGCAACUCACGGUGAAGAGUUGGCUUCCAUUUCAGAGGAGGAUUCAUACCCGCUGCGAAUGGCAAAAGAACGUGUUGCUGAUUAUAUACGUCGGUGGCUGUACUCUGGCCCUCCCGGUCCACCUGGACCACCUGGACCGCCAGGACCACCCGGACCCCCCGAGCCACCUGGACCUCCUGGACCCCCCGGACCUUUGGAUCCCUCUGACCAACUUGAACCACAAAAUACUUUAGAUAUUUAA
This is a messenger RNA of Sabethes cyaneus, 1779 nucleotides long. Its product is annotated as thymus-specific serine protease-like. Gene Ontology annotation, molecular function: dipeptidyl-peptidase activity; serine-type exopeptidase activity. The coding region runs from base 1 to 1779 and encodes 592 amino acids. The transcript has 3 exons. The record is from RefSeq and is a predicted model, not a curated record. Gene Ontology annotation, biological process: proteolysis. Lineage: Eukaryota; Metazoa; Arthropoda; Insecta; Diptera; Culicidae.